Messenger RNA from Arthroderma uncinatum, 1866 nucleotides. RefSeq lists its product as uncharacterized. Lineage: Eukaryota; Fungi; Ascomycota; Eurotiomycetes; Onygenales; Arthrodermataceae. The record is from RefSeq and is a predicted model, not a curated record. The transcript is spliced from 2 exons. Bases 1 to 1866 code for a protein of 621 amino acids.
AUGGUGAUGAUUUCUGCUCGCGGCCCUGAGCCGGGCUCGCCGUCGUCGGCCACCUCGCACUCGCCCUCAACGGCCUCAGAGUCGUCCGAGGUGUACAGGCCAACACACCCCAUCGAGCAUCUGCAGGGCCCCUUUGAAGAGUCCAUCCUCGAGUCCAUCAACGGCUUCAACCAGGAAGUGCUCUCGCCGCCAGACGCGGUCACCCGGCGCAAGCAGCUGCUGCAGAACGCAAAGUACCAGCGGUCAUGCUCCGGCAAGUGGCAGCAGCGCAUGGGCGAGCGGUAUCAUCCGCUGUGGAAGAUCAUGGCCCAGGUCUCGUUUGGCAUCCACUUGCUGGCUACGGGCUCGGCCAGGUCGGAGCUCGAGUCGGUCCAGAUACUGCGUGUUCAUGUCGCCGAGAUCGAUGGCUUCGUGAGGCGGACGAUGGAGGACUAUCAGCUCGCUCACGAGGACCUGACGGCUCGAUUCGACCUGCUGGCCGUGCCUCUCGCCAACCUGGACGUGCUCGACUCCAUGCUCGGCGACGAGACCUUCAAGCUCUUUCUUGUUGACUGUAUCGGCAAGAUAAACCAUGUUGUCAGACGCUCCGAGAUCUCGCUGCAGGACUCCCUCAAGGACCUCAGAAAGGCCGUCAUCGCCGUCAGGACCGUCAAGGACUAUCUCAAUAUCCUGCCCCAACACCAGAGCACCUGGUCUCCUUCUUUUGGCGGUGUCUACGCUGAUAUGUUUCAGAGGGUUGGCCUGUGGCUCACCAGUCUCACCAAUCUACAGUCGCAGGGGAUCCGGCUGGUUGAGUUCCUCGUCAACCUCUCUACUUCCAUCUCGAGGCUACGGCUGAGAAUUGGCCUCAAUCACGCAGGCAGUACACGUUCGGUUACCCUCUCCCCUGAUAUAUUUACGCCGCCACGCGCGGCAGUGUCAAUGGAUAAUCUACAUCAACAUCAACAUCAACAUCCCCCUAAUAGAGCAUCCUACAUCGACAAGCCGUUGCCAGAUAUACGGCACAGGGAUCGCUCAUUUUCAUCCCUGAAGAGGUUUGGCGCAAAGCUCCAACAUCGAUUCUCCUCCGUCAGCCACCAAUUAUCACCCACUCCUUCAAGAAGCAAUCUUUCCAUAGCAGAGACCGUCAGAGACUCUCCGGGUCGGUCACCCGCAUCACCCUCAAUAAGCAUACAGACAGCCACCCCGGACAUACCCGAUAUCCCCGAACUAGCAGGGUCGCCUCCCUCAACGCGACCAAACCUUCCCGAACUCGCAGGGUCCCCUAUACCGUCUCCCACCAUUGCUGAAUUAGCAGGGACUCCUCUAACGCAAUCCCAGCUCUUUAAAUCAGUAGAGCUGGGUGCAUCAUUAAAUGAAAUACCCCGGGACAGCAUGGAAUCAAGCGCCCGUACUUUUGUCUAUGAAAACGUCGUUUCUCUACCAGAAUUCGAAAGGGGCGCGCCAUUAUCCUACAUUGAGAAACAUUUCCCCGAACUCGCCCUCACAGACAUCCCCAUACACCAAUGGCCCAAGGAAUCAUUUAAACCUAUCAAACGGCCCCUCACUCCCGCCCAGCUACCUCGUCGAGCAACAACUUCGAAACUCAAACCUUUCCUCCGCGGGCUCUUCUCUAAAUCGUCUUGCGUACAGCCCACUGAAUCGAUCUCCGGCGACAACAGCUCAGAUGAAUCACAGCCCAUAGACACGUCAUUCAAGGAACUGAAAAAGGCCCCGCCCAAUACUAUAUCCAUACGAACUCUAACAAACAGCGAGCCACGGCUGCCACUCCCUGCUCCCUCCCUUUAUAAUCGAGAUACAAUCGGCGGCGCCACCCGGCCGUCGUCUAUAUACUCUAACGCUUCCUUCUUCGGUAAUAACGACUAA